Gracilinanus agilis (Agile Gracile Mouse Opossum) is the source of this 822-nucleotide messenger RNA. RefSeq names its product phospholipid phosphatase related 1 (gene PLPPR1). Gene Ontology annotation, molecular function: phosphatidate phosphatase activity. Bases 1 to 822 code for a protein of 273 amino acids. Gene Ontology annotation, biological process: phospholipid dephosphorylation; signal transduction; phospholipid metabolic process. The record is from RefSeq and is a predicted model, not a curated record. Lineage: Eukaryota; Metazoa; Chordata; Mammalia; Didelphimorphia; Didelphidae. The transcript has 7 exons.
AUGGCUAUUGGAAACAACACACAACGAAGCUAUUCCAUCAUCCCCUGUUUCAUAUUUGUGGAGCUCGUCAUCAUGGCUGGGACGGUUCUACUCGCCUACUACUUCGAGUGUACUGACACUUUCCAGGUGCAUAUCCAAGGAUUCUUCUGUCAGGACGGAGACCUGAUGAAGCCUUACCCUGGGACAGAGGAAGAAAGCUUCAUCUCGCCCCUCGUGCUAUACUGCGUGUUGGCGGCAACCCCCACAGCUAUUAUUUUUAUUGGAGAGCUGUCCAUGUAUUUCAUAAAGUCUACCAGAGAAACCUUGAUUGCCCAGGAGAAAAUGAUUUUGACUGGAGAGUGCUGUUAUCUGAGCCCACUGCUCCGAAGGAUUAUUCGGUUUAUAGACUCCUGGUCUGUGAUGUCUUUCACUGUAAGCUCCUUAGGUGACAACAGCAACAAAUCUAAUGGGGAAAAUACCCAGCAGAGCAAAGCCAAGGGAAUGUAUAUCACAAGUACCAUCAAAACCAAAAGCAGUCGACUGGCGAAGCCCGUCUUGUGCCUGGGGACCCUCUGCACAGCAUUCCUCACCGGACUGAACCGAGUCUCUGAGUAUCGGAACCAUUGUUCAGACGUGAUUGCAGGCUUCAUCCUGGGCACAGCAGUGGCCCUGUUUCUGGGAAUGUGUGUUGUACAUAACUUCAAAGGAACACGUGGCUCUCCUUCUAAACCCAAACCUGAGGAUCCCAGAGAAAUGCCCCUAAUGGCCUUCCCCAGAGUAGAAAGUCCUCUGGAGACCCUGAGUGCACAGAAUCACUCGGCCUCCAUGACUGAAGUUACUUGA